Symsagittifera roscoffensis is the source of this 2467-nucleotide messenger RNA. RefSeq lists its product as uncharacterized. NCBI's taxonomy places the organism in Eukaryota, Metazoa, Xenacoelomorpha, Acoela, Convolutidae. The transcript has 7 exons. Gene Ontology annotation, biological process: signal transduction. The record is from RefSeq and is a predicted model, not a curated record. The coding region runs from base 94 to 2073 and encodes 659 amino acids.
UGGAUUUAGAUUUAAUUUCAUUUGGAUAGUUAUUCCUUUUGCUUUACAGUUAUUUUUGCGACAUAUUUAAUUUAUUCACAGUAAGGUUUGACUAUGGCGAGUGGUUCGGAGGAGGUUUCCUCCAAAUUGGAGGAUGCUCCGGUAUUUGAAUUCCAGGAACUACUGGACCGCUUUGAAAAAGAAAGCGCAUCUGAAACUGAGGAACAAGUUAAUUCAAUUUAUGAAGACCCAAAUUUGCCUUCGAUCAUUCAAAAAGAGCUGAAUUUUUGCCAGAUUGGGAAUGGCGAUAACUUCCAAAAAAGAGCUUCAGUUUUUUCGCAGGCGCUUUUUAUGUUGACAGCAAACAGUGAUAAUUUUUGCAAAAAUUUGCAUAAAAAUGGAUCUGUGAAAAGCAUGCUCGAGCUCUUAGGAAAUCAGUUAAAAAUUCAACCAUCCGAAAGAACAGACGAAAAUUCGAUUAUCAAACUGAUUUUGGCUCUUUGCAAAACACUGGAAAUCGCCGUAGAUGCUAAGAGAACGUUCUUCGAAACGACUUUGGAAGUUCAGUCCGAAGAAGUCAUUUCUUCAACUGCAGAAACUUCAAAACUAAAAGUGUUCACACUUUUACUUCUCGCUAUUGCUUCUGACCGAGACGAAGUCAAAUCGUCAUCAAUUUUAAACGAAUCUCUACCUGUUAUUAGUCUUCUAAUUGGUAAUCUAUCCGAAACUCUUGAAAACCGUCAAGAAUUCUGGAUCGAAAACGUUGCUGCCAAUUUAGCUAGAAAACCAGCUUACGGAGCUGGCUGUUUUUUUAAAAUGCUCAUGAUAUUUUCUCGAACGGAACGCAACUCGAAUAUCCUCGCUCAGCAAACACCACUUCUGAAUAACUUACCAGUUAUUUUUGAUUGGAACAAUGACGACAUUUCUUACCCGGCAUUUGAGCUUCUGUGGGAAAUGAGCUUUUCAAGGCCAAAUUGGGAGUUUUUUUGUGGAAAUGGCGAAAUAAUGAACCAGCUUAAGGCCAUGGACACUGACCAUAGUUGUGACCCCAAUGAUGUCACAGUAGUAGGAAAGAAUAUAGUGUGGGAAAUUAAAUUGCAGGCGAAAUUGAUGAAGCAAAGAAACGAUGGCGCUAUGACCGACCCGAAAAACACUUCGAGAAAAAAGAAAGGAAAGGCCGCCAAACAAAUACAGAAAGCUCGCAGAAACUGUUGCUGUGAGCUCAUUAGCAAAUUACUAUGCUCAUGUCUGUGCGAACGUCUCUGCAAAUGCCUGGCGGAACAUGUCUGCCCCGAUCAUCCUUGUGCCGAGAAAGUGUGGGAUUGUUCAUGUGAAAAGCUGUGCAGAGUGCUAGCGAACAAAUGCUGCGCUCGGCUAUUUUCGUCGCAGUCAGACGAAGAAUCAACCUCUUCGAAUUCGAGUUCAAUCUCGGACCUGCAUGGCGGCGAUAACGAGGGCAAAAGUAGUCAGGACUGCUUGGUCACACCAGAAGGGAACCCAAGUCAGCAGCAGGAGCCUCAUCUGGCUGUUCCCGCGAGCCAGCAGGAAACCAACCAAACGAUGCCUCAAACUAUUGGUGCUAAACACAUCAUGAUAAGCUACUCGUGGUUGCAGCAAGAAACUGCCUUCAAACUUCGCGACUUUUUCCAGAAUCAUUCUGGAUUCAACGUCUGGAUAGACGAGGAUCGCGUGCAGUUAUCAUUGAGCGAAAAAAUGGCCAAAGCGGUUGAAACGUCCUACGCAGUCAUUCUUUGUCUGUCAGAAGAGUACCGGGUGAGUCAUAGCUGCAGGGCUGAGGCGUCAUACAGUUCUGUCCUUGGCAAACCUAUCAUACCAAUAAUCGCACAGCAGGGAUUUUCGCCUGUUAAUGGAUGGUUGCGCCCUGUCAUUUCGGAAUUGCUCUGCUAUGAAAUGUUUGAUGACGUCCAAUUCCAACACAAUAUCCCGAAAGUUCAGCAGUGUGUGAGAGAUAUUUAUGACAAGGCGGAAACAGGCCCAGACAGCGUGACUACGGCUGAAGUUAAUGAUUCACCAGAGCAGGGGUUGUUGGCCCCAAUAGUUGAGCAACCUAGAAACUACAACACAAUCACCUAAAUUUUAAUUUCAAUUGCAUGAAAUUGUAAACGAUAUAAUCAGAAGUUGCUGGUAAUGUAGAUACAUCUUUGGCCUAUUUGUUCCACCCUUCGAAGAAAGUAACGGAAUGUUUAUACUUGAGUUGAUUUUUCGUUCAGACCAAAUUCGGCGGUCAAAAUCAUAAUUUUCAAUAAAUCAUUUUGAUACCCUAAUCGAGAUAUCAAUUGAUAUUACCUAAAGGGUAGUUAUUAAAAUCUCUGGAUUAUAUGCGCUAUCAAGAUAUUAUUGUUUAUAUGCGCUAUCAAGGCGCCCAAAGUCAUUCCAGACUAUUUUGAAGCCAGUCAAUUGGACAUAUUAAAAUACUGUAACACUCCAAUAAUUUUUAAAUUUAAACUUUUCUAGUUAAUAUACAAAA